ACACCACCACCACAACUGAGAGUAAGAGAGAGAAGAUUUAAAUCAAACAAAACUUGCAUCAUUUUCUCUCAUUUUUGUACCCAUCACAUAAGUCAUAACCACCCAUUUUCUCUCUCUUGCAUCAUUUCUCUCAUGGGCGCAGAAAAAUACAGAAAGAGUGGACAAAUUCCGGCUUUUGGUGACUGGGAAAAUGCCAAUGAGCUGCCCAUAACCCAGUAUUUCGACUGCGCUCGACAGGCGGGCUUGCUCCGCUGCAGCUGCUCAGCCGAAUGCAGCCGCGGUGGCGCCAAGGCUCCUCCACUCUAUACUGUUCCUCACCGCGAGGAAAGAGGAGGAGUGAACAAGCAAUCAAAUGAGCAAAUGAAGAAAGUUAAGGCUGGUGAGUUGAUGAUUGAACCAAGAAUUCAGCAUGUUGCUCACUCAAAACAGAGUAGCACUAACCUCGUACGACAAAAAUCCUCGGUUUCUGCUAAACCUGUGGAUGAAGAUCUCUACAAGAUCCCUCCCGAGCUACUUGCAAAUUCUAAACGAAAAAAAAUGCUAGGGUUUUUCUCCAAAUGCAUGGUACCUCCUUGUGCAGAAUGACUUAAGCUCAAGUAAUUUUUAUUGAAUGGAGAAAUUGAGACUCAACUACAAAAUGGCCAUCUUGUCUCGUCUCUACAGUUUUCAUCGAAUGAUUUCGAAUAUGUAAGAUUAUCAAAAGAAUUUACAAUCACAUUUCAUUCAUCAUUGAAUUUUUGUACCACAAAUUUAGCUAAAUAAAUGGUGCAAAGGUAGGGCCAAUAUAGGUUAAGAGGCCUUUCUCGGUUGAGUACAAUUUAUGAGAAACUGGUCCACAAUGGUCAAUGCUAGUGUUAUAUUUUUAAAUGAAUUCACCUUUUGGGCCAAUAGUCUCCUUUGGGCCUUUUUAUUUGUGCAA
Salvia splendens (bonfire salvia) is the source of this 919-nucleotide messenger RNA. RefSeq names its product ubiquitin hydrolase. Lineage: Eukaryota; Viridiplantae; Streptophyta; Magnoliopsida; Lamiales; Lamiaceae. The transcript is spliced from 4 exons. The record is from RefSeq and is a predicted model, not a curated record. The coding region runs from base 133 to 585 and encodes 150 amino acids.